AGUUCAAAGAGGGACCCGUGCACGUUACACUGGAGAUUUGAACUGAACAAGAUGGCGGAGCGCCGUGGACCGAGAAAUCGGGAGUAUAUGCGGACAAAUCACAUAAGUGACUGCUUUGUCGAAGAUAUGACCGUCAGGGACGUGCCAAUGUGUCGUCCUUCUCAUGAUUCGAGCAAAGUGCAUGAGCUAAACCCUGACACAAACGGAGUUGAUCCAUGUGCUGUGGAGGACGAUCUCAAACCCGAGGAGGAAGAGCUAGUCGCAGAAGGAGCUCGGCCAAUACAGAUAGUUGUUGCAAAUGAGGAGGACCAUAAAUUUGAAUUGGAUGCUGCAGCAUUGGAGAAGAUCCUAAUGCAAGAUCAUAUCAAGGACCUUAAUGUGGUUGUGCUCUCUGUGGCUGGUGCUUUUCGCAAGGGCAAAUCCUUCCUGCUAGACUUCAUGCUGCGCUACAUGCACAAUCAGUCAUCUGAGUCAUGGAUGGGAGGAGAUGAUGAGCCACUAACAGGUUUCUCCUGGAGAGGGGGUUGUGAGAGAGAGACAACAGGAAUACAGGCCUGGAGUGAAGUGUUUGUGGUGGAAAAGACUGAUGGCAGUAAGGUUGCUGUCCUGCUGGUUGACACUCAGGGAGCUUUUGACAGUCAGUCCACUAUUAAAGACUGUGCUACGGUUUUUGCACUCAGCACUAUGACCAGCUCCAUACAGGUUUAUAAUCUUUCACAGAAUAUUCAAGAGGAUGACCUACAGCAUCUACAGCUUUUUACAGAAUAUGGUCGCUUGGCAAUGGAGGAGAUUUAUGAAAGACCAUUUCAGAAACUCCUGUUUCUGAUCAGAGAUUGGUGUUACCCAUAUGAGCAUUAUUAUGGACUUGAUGGAGGAAAUCGGUUCUUGGAACGGCGACUGCAGGUAAAGCAAAACCAGCAUGAAGAGCUACAGAACGUAAGGAAGCAUAUCCACUCAUGUUUCUCAAGCAUUGACUGUUUCUUGCUGCCUCACCCAGGCCUGAAGGUUGCCACUAACCCCUAUUUUGAUGGCAGACUUAAAGAUAUUGAUGGUGAUUUUAAAAAAGAGCUGCAAAACCUGGUGCCUUUAAUGCUGGCCCCUGAGAACCUCAUCGAGAAGGAGAUCAAUGGUGCCAAGGUGACAUGCAGAGACCUACUGGAGUAUUUCAAGGCAUACAUCAAAAUCUACCAAGGUGAUGAGCUCCCUCAUCCAAAGUCCAUGUUGCAGGCAACUGCUGAAGCUAACAACUUGACAGCUGUGGCUGGGGCUAAGGACACUUACAGCCGGACCAUGCAGCAGGUAUGUGGUGGAGAUAAACCAUACAUUGCACCAGUUGACCUCCAGCGCUAUCAUGAUGAGCUGAAGCAAACCUCUGUCAAGCAGUUUUGUGCUGUUAAGAAAAUGGGAGGUGUUGAGUUUAGCAAACGGUACCAGGAACAGCUGGAGUCUGAGCUUGAUGAAGUUUAUGCAAAUUUCAUCAAGCACAAUGAAAGCAAGAACAUUUUCUAUGCAGCAAGAACGCCUGCAACAUUGUUUGCUGUCAUGUUCGUCGCCUACAUAGUCUCCACAGUAACAGGGUUCCUCGGCAUAUCGAUGAUCGCGGUCCUGGCCAACCUUGUGAUGGGGGUGUCCUUGAUGUCACUGUGUGCAUGGGCGUAUGUGAGAUAUUCAGGCGAAUAUCGAGAAGUGGGUGUGGCCAUAGACCUUACAGCAGAAGCCUUGUGGGAGCAGGUGCUGAAGCCACUGACUGAGCAGUACAUGGAGGAAAAUAUCCGCCAGACUGUAGUUAACUCUAUAAGAGCCAGUCUGACUGAACAAGUGACUCAAACUUCCAAGUUAAAAACUAACUGACCGUUCGCCAUGCCCCAUGUCUCUCCUGUCCAGAGUGUACAGAAUUUUUUUUUUUUUUUUUUUUUGCACAGUUUUAUUGUGGACACUUUUACCCUUAGGCUGAAGAAUUAAAACCAAAGUUUACAACCCAGACUAGGCAUGAUGUGCACACUUGGUGACACAGCUGCAGUCACUCGCUAAAAUGUAACAGAACACGUGCAAAGCUCUGUCGGUUUUUAAAAGUCAUAGAAAUUUGAUCAGGAAAAAAAUAUUGCGUCCAUUUGACCACUUUCAAUUAUUGCCUUUUGUUCUUUUAAAUUUAUUCAUUCAUUUGUAUGUGUUUGGAUUUAAUUUUGUCCUAUUUGAAUGUUGCUGACUUCAGGAACACUGCAGUAAUGCAAUGUGUGCUCACUACCAGAAUCCUUCAGUAAAUGCACUACUGCAGAGUGUAAAGCCAUGCUGAACUGUUUAAACUCAAACACUUGAAAUUGUAUCAUAAACCCCAGCAUGUACAUGAAUGUAUAAAUAUAAUUUUGUAUUCUAUUUCUAGUAAAUUGGUCAGGUGGGAUAGUUCAUAAUGGACUAAUUAGAGAUUGUUCUAUACUGAAUGUGAAUCUGCUUACUUAGUGCUACAGUACUACAACCCUACAUAAGGAAUGUGGGUUGACUUGCUUUGUCUGCCUUUUAAGGAUGUUGUAAUUUAUUUUUUAAGUGAUUAAAAAUAUUUAAAUAA
Messenger RNA from Silurus meridionalis, 2563 nucleotides. It is a transcript of the gene atl2, whose product is annotated as atlastin GTPase 2. NCBI's taxonomy places the organism in Eukaryota, Metazoa, Chordata, Actinopteri, Siluriformes, Siluridae. Gene Ontology annotation, molecular function: GTPase activity; GTP binding. Gene Ontology annotation, biological process: protein homooligomerization; endoplasmic reticulum organization. The record is from RefSeq and is a predicted model, not a curated record.